Molecule: messenger RNA, 1043 nt
Organism: Acipenser ruthenus (sterlet)
Lineage: Eukaryota; Metazoa; Chordata; Actinopteri; Acipenseriformes; Acipenseridae
Product: CD48 antigen-like
Exons: 4
Coding region: 174-1043 (289 amino acids)
Source: RefSeq, a predicted model, not a curated record
CCUCCCCCAACACUAACCUCUACUCUACACUGCUGCCCAGCUAUAAAAGGAUACAUUUGGUGUAUUCAACAAUAGGCAGGAAAUCACACAAUGCAUCUGGUUUGAGAUGGUGAAAGCAAACGAAACUUAGGUAGGGUACUUCUUUUUGUUUUUUAAGCACACCUGUAACUGGUAUGGAAUGGAAACUUGUCUUGUCAGAAAAACAUAAAAUGAUUUAUUUUUGGAAAAGCAUAAUCCUGUUGAGCAUUUCAUGUGGCAGGGCAGAGCCAGUAGCCCAGCAGGUGAAAGGGAUUGUGGGUGAAUCGGUCACUUUGACUGUGGAGAUACCAAACCUGCAGCCUGACACUGAAAUUGACUGGAGAUACGGGUCUGAGAAAACAGACUGGCUGAUUGCAAGGGUUCAGAGAGGGAGAAUUGAAGUUUAUGAGGACAGAUACAAAGCGAGGCUGCAGACAGACAACACGACAAGCGCUCUUCAGAUUAGCAGACUGGAGAAAGAGGACAGUGGACAUUACAUUGUGGAAGUGUACAGAAAAAUCAAAUUCCAGAAAAUAUUCCUUUUGUCCAUUUACGAUGCAGUUCCUAUCCCUCAAGUUAACAGGAGCAGUGAAGCCAGGGACAAUGAUUAUUGCAUUCUUCUGUGUUCAGUGACAGAAAGCAACAAUGUGCUUCUAUCCUGGCAAAGAAACUGGACUGAAGUGACUCAACCGAGCUCAACAAGCACAACCCGACUCCAACUGUCCAACUACGAACUACAGGGGGAGAACUCUACCAACACAUACGCCUGUGUGGCCAGCAACCCAGUCCACAAUCACACAGUAACCUUCAUGCCUUCAGAUUACUGCCCUAGCACAGCGAUCAAAGAUUCUGUAUCCAGCUGGCUCAGCACUGAGCUGAUAGUGAGAGUGCUGCUGUUCACACUGCUGACUGCAGCCCUGAUCACAGUGUGUGUGUGGCUCUACAGGAACUGGAACAACCUCACCACACACGGGUACUGGAGGUAUACUGUAGAACUGCCAGUGAAGCACGGGGGAGCAUUGUGA